Messenger RNA from Pimephales promelas (fathead minnow), 3790 nucleotides. RefSeq names its product myocardin related transcription factor Ba (gene mrtfba). Gene Ontology annotation, cellular component: nucleus. NCBI's taxonomy places the organism in Eukaryota, Metazoa, Chordata, Actinopteri, Cypriniformes, Leuciscidae. The record is from RefSeq and is a predicted model, not a curated record. Gene Ontology annotation, molecular function: transcription coactivator activity. Gene Ontology annotation, biological process: positive regulation of transcription by RNA polymerase II; smooth muscle cell differentiation.
GUUUGCGUCACUGAUUUCAGACAUUCAGACUAAACAUACCAGCAGCGGCCAUCUUACUUCCUCAAAAAAAGAAAAAAAAAAAAAAAAACUUCAGUCCCAAAGAAAACCAGAAUCAAUCCCUGGAUACAUGGCUGACCACAUCAAGGACAGUUAUGGAGCAUUAAAUCAAGGGGCUACGACAAGCAAGCUAGACGCGGCUGUAGGGAACAGGAAACUGAAGUGAGGAGCUUCCUGUGACCCCAUCUUCUGCUGAUCCCCUUGACUCCUCCCUGAGGAGACAUGGAAAUCAAGGGGGAUGCUGGGAUUGAGGGUUUGUUGGUACCCAGCCCACAAAGUGAGGCUGUAACCCACGAAAUGGGCGAACUGACCCUGCACCCCGGCCAGAGGCUGCUUCCCCUUAACGAGCGCAAAAAUGUUCUCCAGCUGAGGCUACAGCAUAGACGCACCCGCGAGCAGCUCGUUGAUCAGGGCAUCAUGCCACCCCUGAAGAGCCCUGCGGCGUUUCACGAACAGAUCCGCAGCCUUGAGAGAGCCAGGACCGAAACUUUCCUAAAGCACAAAAUACGCAGCCGCCCAGAAAGGGCCGAGUUGGUUCGCAUGCACAUUUUACAAGAGACUGUGGCGGAGCCUUCUCUGCAGGCCACCCAGCUGAAACUGAAGAGAGCUCGAUUGGCUGAUGACUUAAAUGAAAAGAUCUCUCAACGCCCCGGCCCCAUGGACCUGGUGGAGAAGAACAUCCUACCUGUGGACUCCAGCGUCAAGGAGGCCAUCAUUGGUGAAAAUGGUCAGAUGCAGUACCCCAGAACUCUAGAGGAACCAGUAGUAGAUGAGGACAGUGGAGAUGCGUUUUCACCCGAGCAGCCAGGAAGUCAGGAGUCCCAGGGUUCUGCAGCCUCACCUGGGGAGGUCCAGAUCAUUGAGGGGUCUUCACCAGUGCCCAAUAACUUUUUACAGCACUUUCCUGCAGUCGCCACCCCUUCAACAAAUUUCUUCAAGCCUUUUUCCAGCAAUGAGCAAUCAUUUAGCCCUCCAGCACCCAUGCCACAAGUGGUCACCGUGGCCCAUGUGAAGUCUGGGCCCACCCUAGUAAAGCAGAGUCAGCCUAAGCUACCUGGGGACAAGAGCCGUAGCAAGAAGAGCAAGGAGGCCAAGCCACGUGUGAAAAAGUUGAAAUAUCAUCAGUACAUUCCCCCAGACCAGAAACAAGAACCCGACCAAGCCCCGAUGGACUCUUCAUAUGCGCGAUUACUACAACAACAGCAGCUAUUUUUGCAACUACAGAUCCUGAGCCAACAGCAACAGCAGCACUACAACUACCAGACCAUCCUUCCUGCACCUCUCAAGCCUGUGAUAGAGGGCCAAAACAGCAGUGCCACAGUCGCUAUUAACAGCGCCAGCAGCCUUCCUGCCUCAAUCGUGUUGUCUCUGCCCACAGCAACACCUGUGCGGCCCAAUAGCACCCUUUCCAACCGCAAGGCUGGCACACUACCAGCCAACCUGGAAGAGAUGAAGGUGGCAGAGCUGAAACUGGAAUUAAAGUUACGUAGUCUUCCGGUGUCAGGAACAAAAACGGACCUUAUUGAACGACUUAAGCAUUUCCAAGAAAACCCUGUCACUACUUCACCCAACAACUGCAAAAGACCUAACACGCAGCCCUGCAGCACACCUAUGGAGGUGUCCAGCACCACUACAAGCCUCUCCCCCAUCCAGCAGCCCCCUGAAAAUGUGAGCUCCACUCCGCCUGUGUCUCCUGGUACUUCAGAGCUUCAUCGCAGAGAAGACACAUCCAUGCAGGCCCAAAACCACAGUUUAACAACGGCAGCUCCUGUUCCCGAGGAGCAGGACCGGAGACUACACGAAAAGGAGCGACAGAUCAGGGAACUGCUGCGUAAACUGGAGCAGGAGCAGAAGCUGGUGGAGAAACUGAAGAUGCAGCUAGAGGUGGAGAAAAGGAGUGGACAAGUCAUUCCACCUGUAAAAACAUUUUCCAGUCCAACCACCAUGUUGGCAUCGGUCAAAACCGAAAACACUGUCCCUACCAACUGUACACAGAGUUCAAACACUACACCAACUCUGGUGAAGCUCGAGGAAGCCCACCCCAGUCAGGUGACAGCUACCCCUCUCCGUCAGUUCAUUAUCAGCCACCAAGGGGUGCCACAGGUCAUAGGGCAGCCCCAGACUCUGCUGACCAGUCCUCAUGGGGGCACUCAGAUCCUUCUUCCAAUGCCCCUGGCGAACAAUACCACUACCAUCCAGCUGCCCAACACUAAUGUCAAACUACAGCCAGUCUUGCAGGCUGUUUCUCCAUCAGGCACAGGUCUAAUUCAGACCUCCCAGCGACAGCCCACCAAAGCAGAGAGUCCUACAUCACAACAGAUGCUCAGUCACAACCACUUAGUUCAGACUCUGCCUGUGAGCUCCGCCGAGAUGUCCGGUCUCCAGCAUGGUACCAGUGAGAACCCAGGAGGCCUGGAGAUACCUCAGAGCUUCCUCAGCAGCUCCCCAGAGAACAGGAUCUCGCCUCAGACGUCCCCCCUUAUCAAUGGGCCGCUAAGCAAGACCUACAUCCAGCAGUCCCCAGUUUUCAACCAGACGCCCAAGAACAGAGAGCCGCCCCGGUAUGAGGAGGCCGUCAAACAGACCCGCAGCCUACAGAAUCACGCCGUCUCAGAGAUUCCCACAGCUACAAGUCAACAGAUGGAUGAUCUCUUUGACAUUUUAAUAGAAAGUGGAGAGAUUACUCCCUUUAGUCAACAUGACCCGUCCGUGCCUAAGAUGAUGCCCGUCACGGCCAACAUCACCACCCUGCCUAUCAACACCGCCCUGUCCCGACCGCCCGCCCAGGUGCAGAUGGCACCCCCUCCGGCGCUCAUGCUCGAACCCCUCCCCAGCCUCGCCUCCCUGGACUCCGACAACCAGUUGGAGGCUUUGCUGGAGGGCACGCUGGUUGGGGACACAGAGCCGGAGCAGAGGACUUUGGGCCUGUUGGAGGAGCUGCAAAACCAGAUGCUGGAGCAGCCAAACUCCCCAAUGGACACUUGCGAGUUGGGUUUCACCGACCCGCCUCCGCCUUCCUCCUCCGCCCUGUCCUUUAGUCUCCAAGACAACUGCCUGGACAACAUGGAGUGGCUGGACAUCACCAUGCCCGGGCCCAUAGGUGGACUCAACCCUCUGGGCAUCACCUCUGAGUUAUUGGACACUCAUGAUCUCCAGCUGCAGUGGGACUGAGAGGAAUCGCUUUAAACUUUCACUCGCACAACAAGCCGUUUGUUUUUCGGGCGUGCGGUAGGGGUCAUCUUUGUGGCAGGGGUUCACAUCUGGCAGCUUCACGUGACUAGACUGCAGCUCAGCUGUACACUUCACUUAUGCUGGUUCUGUUUUCACCAUCUGUUCUCGUUCACAUUAACGCUCUUGUUUGAUCAGGAUAGACACAAGAGCCUUGUGGGUAAUGUUGGCUGGGUCCUGAAUGUGCUCUCUUUGCUGUGCCAUACUGAGAGGGAGCGUCUUUCGGGCAGAUUGAAUUCUGCUGUAUUGCUAAAUUUUUUUUGUGUGUUUUAUAUUCAUGUGCCAUUGACAUCAGAUUGGUUGUGGUCAGUCUAUAAAUAAGGCUGUGGAUUCCAGACAUAGUGGAAUUACAGUAGAUUUUGCUUUGUUUGCACAAAAUUGAAAAUGACCUUGAUCAACAAUGCCAUUGUUAUUAACAAUGCCCCUUUUUCAGCGCUGACUGCCAGAUUUGGUAGCAGAUAUAGUACACUACCGUUAAAAAACGAGAAAUGAUUCAGCAAGGAUG